Molecule: messenger RNA, 753 nt
Organism: Iphiclides podalirius (scarce swallowtail)
Lineage: Eukaryota; Metazoa; Arthropoda; Insecta; Lepidoptera; Papilionidae
Source: the annotation of a GenBank genome assembly
AUGAAACCGCGGAGCGUCCGUUGCAUGAAGUUCUUUCUAACAUUGUUCAACAUAAUAUGCAUUCUGUUCGGCUUGGUCUUGAUGGCGGUAUGCGCGAUCAACGUGCGCGAUUUCAAGGCCGGGCCCGAGCCGGCGCUGUCACGGGGCGUCCUCUCCUUCCUGCUAACCCUGGGCCUCGGUUUGGUCGUCACAGCUGUUGUAGGUUGCGUCGGUGCCCUGAGGGAGAACGUCAAAAUACUCUACGUGCACGCGUGCUUCUUCAUUUUCCUGGUGUCGGUGGAGGUGGUGGUGGCGGUGGGGGCGGCGGUGCUGAGCGCUUGGAUGGGGCUUGGUAGCGAGCUGAGGGUAAACUUUUACAAGAAUUCCACGGCGGUGGUCGACGAUUCUAGUCAGGCGUACUGGGAGCACUUGCAGUCCGAGAACCAGUGCUGCGGCGUCGACGGCCCUCAAGACUACGAACUCAUCCACCGUGACAUUCCACCUUCGUGCUGCCCAAGCACCCAUCCCCUCAGAGACGGCGGUGCUAAGAGGCAUCUGCAUACCAACUGCGUAACAGAGAGGUCCUACUACACGAGAGGCUGCGACGAAGCCUUGCGCCUGAGGAAGGCUUUCAAAGGCAAAAUCUUCAUCACCACCGGGGUCAUCUUCAUCUUGAUUGAAAUCCUGUGCAUCAUCCUGGCAGUAUGGAUGGCCAGGACCUUAAAGUCGGAGCGCAGACGACUGCAGCAGAAUUUGCAGGCGCACUUUGAAAGU